ACCCCUCAGAAGCUAUCUCCUUGUGCAUAUUGCCAGAAUCGCUUGACAAGGCAUCGCUCGCUUUGCAAACAGUUAGAGCCGCGUCGUUGGUCAGCGCACAUCUGCACUGACCGCGGCUGUACAUCACCAUGUACAAACGCGGCAGUGCACGUCUGGUGAACCAGCUGCUGAACCAGCAGGCGCACGCUGGCCAGGCCGAAGUCCUUCUCAGCGGAGCGCUGAAGCAGUGCGAAACGGCCUCGCGCGACACCUCUCAGGAUGAGGGCUUCUUCGCGCUGCUGUUCCAGCGUGCCAUGGGCAGCAAUGCUUCCCAGAAAGGCUUCGAGAACUUUGCCCCCGAGUCGGGGGGCGGCGGCAAGCAGGCGCCCAAACGAUCGAAAGCGGAGCCCAGCAACGGGGGAGGCGGCGGCAACCAGAACCACAACGAGGGCGGGGGUUUGGAGAGCGUGCGCGCGUACGGCGCUGGUUCGGGCGGUCGGCCUGGUUUACUUGGAGCCGGCGACGGCGGCGGUGCGGGUUGGGCGGGCACAGGUAUGCACGCCAGCGGGCAGGAUGCGGAGCGCCAACAGCGCGAUCAGCAGCAGCAGGGUGCGGGUGCAGAUGCGCCGCCGGCUCCAAGGCGGCUGGUGGAUAGCGCAGCCAAGCUGCUGCCGGAGCUCUCUGACGACGACGGCGUCGUGUGGAAGCUGACAUACGGCGACCGCGUAAUGACGUACGUGGAUGCGGCGGGGGUGGUGGACCGCAUCCGCUCGUGGGCUGAAGCGGCCUUGAGGGCCGCGGUUAACCGACGCCGGGCAAAUGCCCCCGCGCCCUUGCUGGUCUCGGGGCUCAUCAAGACGGGCAAGUCCUACAACCUGGAGCACGUCGUGCCCGCGGUCGUGGCGGAGGCGCUGUGCAAGCAGCAGCAGCAGGCGGGGCAGCAACAGCAACAGCAGACGGACCAGGCGGAGGAUGGCGGCGGGGAGGCGCCCCUGCUGGCGGGCAUGAUAGUCCUGCGGCUGAGGGGCGACAAGUUGGUUCGUAAGGGGGGAGCCACGGCAAUGCUCAAGAGCCUGCUCAACUUGCUGCUCGAGUGGGCGCGCAAGGAGCACGUGCCCAUGCGGGCGGGUGCGCUGGCGGCUGCAGAGGCUGCGCUGGCGCGGCCCGACCUAGGCUUGCCCAGCAUGCCCGGCGAGGCCAUCUUCACUUUCCUCAAGGCAGUGGAGGUGCCGGUGCUGGUGCUGUGCGACGAGGUGCAAAGCCUGUUCUCGCCGACCAUCGGCGACAAGCUGGACGCUGUCGGGGCCGGGUACAUGCGCGACGCAUUCGUGAAGGAGCUGCUGGUGUACGGCCCCCACACCGUGCUGUGGUGCCUGACUGGCUCAGACAUGGCACAGACCUGGGUCAACAUCGGCAACAUGCCCCCCAACGGCUACGCGCUCAUCACCCACGUCUGCGCCACCCACCUGCCGUCGACCUACAGCGCCGCGCACAUAAAUUGCGUAUGGCAGCAGCUGCAGCAGGACAGCGGUCCUGAUGUGCCGCUGGACCGCCGGCUGCUGGAGCUCUGCCCGCGGUCAAUAGCGCUCCUGACGGUCCUGGUGAGCGCCUGGGUCGACGACGGACGCCCCAGUGACGUGGACGCCUUCGUGCAGGAGUUCAUGCGGUCCAAGCUCAUGGACGAGUUAUGCAGGGAAUGGAAGCCUUGCCUGGAGGCCAUGGCGCUGUCGCAGCGGCUUGCAAUCCUGGACCUGUCGCUUCCGGCCGUGGGGGCGCGGAUCAUUACAGAGCUGCACUCCGGCCUGCGACACUACCUGGCGCCGCACCUGGAGAAGCGGGCGGACGGCCGCUACUUCCUCCGCGACUCGUACCAGCGUCAGAUUGUGCGGUUCCUGUUCACCAAAGAAGGUGAAUUGUGUGAAAAUGUGCGAAAGGCGCUGCGGGACAGCUGGAGCGAGCUGGAGUUCAGCGCGACCCUAACGCAGCUGGACGGCGGGUGGAACCUCUUCUACCUGGGCGAGGCCGCCGACUACCUGCUCGGUGCCAGCGCCAGCCGCCGUCAGUGGCAGAGCAAGGAGCCGCCGGCUGAAAUGAAGGAGUUCGAGGCCAAGCUGCAGGCCAUUGCCGACGACGUCGCGGUCAAGCUGCUGGCGGCAGGGGCGGCGGCAGGAGGCGACCAGCAGCAGCAGCCGGGCGGCGGCGCGGCGCUGGGCCCCCAGGAGCUGUGGGAGCGGCAGCUCUGGUUCCAGGAGGUGCUGAACUCGAAAUGGAACAGCAUCGACCGCGAAACAUAUACGAAGAACAAGCAAACGCGGAGCACGCACCUGGCCAUGCUUGUCCUCUACCUGCGGCUGAGCCGCAACGCUCUUGGUCAUACGAAGCCGUGGGAUCGGGAGGCCGACUCCAGGCUGGAUGUGGGCGUGGUUGAGGCGCUGCCCGGCGUGCUGGGCCAGUCCCUCUUUGCCUUCAACGAGGCCAUGGUGGGGGCGCUGCGGCUGCUGUCGCGCCCGACCGUGCAAGCCGCCGCUGCGGCGUUUGCGGCGGAGCUGUCAGGCGGCGGGGGCGAAGGCAGCAUUAAUGAGGGCUCGGGCGAGGACGACAGCAGCAGCGGCGGUGACCUGAACAGCGACGCACGCGGAAGCAGUGGCACAGACGGCGCCGGCAGCACCAGCAGCGGCGAUGGGUGUGGCAGAAGCAGCAACGUCGCUGGGGCGGGGCGCAGCAGCGCGGAGGCGCGGCGCCAGGGCGGUGCCUGAUUAGUGCGCGCCUUCGCGCCCGGCGGGACCAGCGGUGGCAGCGUGUGGUCAGCGCCCGCCGCUGGUGUACGCCACCGGCGGCCGUCGUGGGGGUGGGGCAAGAGUGGACCGCGGGCACACACACUCGCGCCGCGCCUGCACGUACGGCUUCACCUCUUUGCAUCAGCAGCCGCGGCGGCGGUGGGGCCGCGGCUACCCUGCUGGCGAUGAGGGCGCCUGUGCGUGCCGGCCGCUGCCGCUGCCGAUACCCGACCGGUACCGGCUGUGCGCGGCGGUCAGUGGCCAAGUGCGGGGCCCAUUGGCUCAGUAACUUGGCGGGUAGAGCGCUGUGUUUGGCAGUGGGCUCAUCUUCUUCAUUAAUGUGCAGUGGAAACACGUGUUGGUGUGCACAGCAAGCUACUGUAUAAAUAAACUCAGCUUCGCCGCCACAACCGUAAGAAGCUAGCUCCAUGCGUUUGUUGAAGCUUGGAUGGAAGCGUGGGCACGUGGUUCUGUUAGGUAAGCGACCAUAUUGAAUACCGGCAGGGUGACAUACAUACUGUGUGCGCGUUUGGUGCUGUUAGGCCUGUUGAUGCUCGGGAACUUUCAAACAAUUUGAUCACAGAACUGCAAUCCGAUGCUCAUUUCGCACUGACAGCGGAUCACACCGCGCGGGAUGUUUGCAGACAUAGCCAAAGAAGCGGAAAUGACCAAUAUAGGAGGGUCAGCAGGGCGGAACGGUGAAGCCAGUGCAUUUUAGCGCUGCGUGUUCAAGACUGCGGGGUUAACUCGUAGCGGGCCGUGUGUGUGUGCGUGUGUGUGUGUGUGUGUGUGUGUGUGUGUGUGUGUGUGUGUGUUAAAGAAAACGAAAGCCCGCUUAACGUGUGCGUGUGUGUGUGUGGGGGGGGGGGGGUUAUGUGCGCACAAACGUACCUGUCCCUGUCCGUGUCAGUUUCAACCUUUGCCCCCGCAGGAAGCAUGUACGGUACACUUGUGUGAACUUUGGUUGAUGUGUGCUCCAACAGUUGUGGGCAUGUGCCAGGGGCUGCGGGUCCCUUUCUGUGGACUGUAGUACGGUCGCCGGGCCAGGGCAGGCUAGGACUGAGAGCAGGCAUGGCUGUGUGUCGCGGAGGUCGCUAUGUGAAGAUGGGCACCGCGUCAAUGUCCGCAGGUGCAUCCAGCAAUUGCAUGGCAUGCAAAACUUCAUAGCCAUUGAUGUGCGGCGUAGAAAUUUGGGACGCAGGUGGAGACGUGUGGACGUAUGGUCUGCGCAAUUUAGUGGAAAAGGCGCUGAGAAAGCUGAACAUGCAUUUCCGUUGAGGAGAGGAAGCAGGCGGAGGAGUUGCUUCCUACAACAGCUUCUGCGGCGGGUAGCUGCCAUGGACGCGGGCAGGCGGGCUGUGUGGAUUGCAGGGAGCAUGGAUUGCGGCAAGCGACGCCGGGGCGGUGUUGUGAGAAGUUUGUAACAGGGUUGAGGC
Molecule: messenger RNA, 4192 nt
Organism: Chlamydomonas reinhardtii
Lineage: Eukaryota; Viridiplantae; Chlorophyta; Chlorophyceae; Chlamydomonadales; Chlamydomonadaceae
Exons: 13
Coding region: 129-2735 (868 amino acids)
Source: RefSeq, a predicted model, not a curated record